AUGCCAUCAAUUCGACUUGAUAAAUCUUCGUGGCAUCAUAUUAAAGCGUUGCAGUUAGCAGACCCAAAUUGUCACAAACCUGGUCCAGUCGAUCUUCUUAUAGGUGCGGAGUGCUUUGCUUCGCUUCUGUUGCCGGGAUCAAUUAAAGGUGACACCAAUCAACCGUCAGCUCUUAAUUCCGUAUUCGGUUGGCUGCUGGUCGGGAACGUCGGAUACGUAGAGCCUGAAGCACACUCGUUCUUCAUUCAUGAGGAGCCACAACUUCAUGAAGAGUUGAAGAAAUUAUGGCAGCUGGAGGAAUUGAGCGUUCUUCCUUCGAAACCUCUCACCGUCGAAGACGAGAGAUGCGAGCAAAUCUUCAAAGACCUUCAGGAGAGAGAUCACGCUGGUCGAUACAUUGUAUCUUUGCCUUUCAGAAACGAUGAGCACGAGACUACCUUUCCCGGAUCUCGUGAUACAGCUUUGAGGUGCUUUCAUUCAAUUGAGAAACGCCUCCUCAAGAACAGGAGUUGUAUGAAAAAUACUGCGACUUCAUGA
Messenger RNA from Manduca sexta (tobacco hornworm), 537 nucleotides. RefSeq lists its product as uncharacterized. The transcript has a single exon. NCBI's taxonomy places the organism in Eukaryota, Metazoa, Arthropoda, Insecta, Lepidoptera, Sphingidae. The coding region runs from base 1 to 537 and encodes 178 amino acids. The record is from RefSeq and is a predicted model, not a curated record.